AGUGCAAGUCCACACCACAACCGGAUAAAAUAUAUAUACCAAAUCGAUUCUAGCGGCCAGUGGACAUUCGCUGCUGGACUGCUGUACUGAUAAGACCCUCCAACGACGACGUCGAAGUGGGUGCGCGUGAUCUUUGCGAUUUUUCACUGGCGAUAUUGAGUGUUUGAUUGAUUGAGAGACUGAAGUGCAAACUUGUUCGGUGAAGUGAAUUGUUUGAAUUGUCUACAAAGAAAUUAUGUACGGCAGUGUGCAAGUUUAGUAAGAAGAAACCAAAAUGAAGUUCGAUAAAAGCAGUGCAAAGUCUCCCCUCGCGGGUGAUACCGUCAUCGAAACGCAGCUGCAACCGGCCGAAUACCAGCACGGCUCAGUCAGGCUGGCAGUCACCGCCAGUAGGGGUAGCAAAGAAAGUUUGAACGGUCAAAGUGAAGUGCAAAAGCUAGACUCGCUGCCAUCAGGUCGAGCAUUGACGAACGAUUCCUCGGAAGCAAAGGAUCAAACGGAAGAGCUUCUGGAAUCGACUGUUUUGGCUUCGUUCUACAUGGAUGGGAAGCUAGUGGAACUGGAUGCGCAGUAUUUGCAGCAGAAAGAGGAAGCCGACGACGAGAAAUUCAACUCGACAACCGAAGGAGUGUUUCAUCAGUGUCUUGUAACAUGUGCAGUGUUGCUGCUGGCAGCAGCAUGCGGUAUGCCAAUUGGCUACUCGGCGGUACUGCUUCCUCAGCUCUACAACGUCAGCGAGCCGCUGCUCAUCGAUAUGGAGAUGGGCUCGUGGAUUGCCAGCGUCCACAGUCUGGCAACGCCCGUCGGCUCGUUCGCUUCCGGUCCCAUCAUGGAUCGCUGGGGACGCAAACCGGCCCUCAUGGUAGCGAUCGUACCCCUCAUCAUUGGAUGGAUCUUCCUUGCGACAGCGUCAUCACACUUCCUCAUUCUCGUUGGACGCAUCGUUGCCGGCAUCUCCGUUGGAUUAAUCGCCGCCCCCGCACAGGUCCUGUUGGCGGAAAUUGCUGAGCCACAUCUGCGCGGUUUGCUGAUCGGGGUUCCGUUCGUAUCCUACUCGUUGGGAAUUCUGCUGGUCUACGCCCUGGGAAGCUUCCUCCAUUGGAGACAGGUAGCUUGGUCAGGAACGAUCCUUCCGGUACUGUCGUUCGUAGCCAUUGCACUGACACCGGAGACACCCGUCUAUCUAGCGAGGAACAAUAAACUCCAGAAAGCCGCUAAAGCCUUGCACUGGCUUCGGGGAUGUCCUGUACAGGCCAAACGUGAACUCGUGCAACUGAUCAUACGAUUCCGCAACGAGACACUGGAGGGUAACAACGGUGGUAUCUGGGCAUCCUUAGCAGAGAUAUCCCUGAUCAAACCACUGGUCAUUAUCAAUGGAUUUCACGUCCUUCAGAUUCUAUCCGGAACGUAUCUGGUAGUGUUCUACGCUGUGGACAUCAUCUCGGAUAUGGGUGGCAGUGACAUCAAUACAAUGCAGGCUGCAGUGUUAACCGCGGUCGUUCGACUGGUCUUCACAUGCUUGUACUGUUUCCUACUGCUGGCGAUACCUCGCCGACUGAUGGUCAUCGGCAGUGGAAUCGGUUCCGGGCUGAGUUGCCUGGCGAUUGCCAUCUUCAUGUACGUCCGAAUGGACGCGCUGAAAACGUCCAUGGAUACCUACGUGAUGGCUGUGUUCAUCUUGAUCUACAUCGGGGCCAAUACGGGCUUCAUGACCAUGCCGGGCAUCAUGAUCGGCGAACUGCUGCCGGCGAAGAUCCGCGGUCAGAUAGCGGGCUAUCUGUUCACCGUAUUCAAUCUGAUGCUGUUCGGGGUGGCAAAGGCGUUUCCUUACGUUAAGGAAGUGUUCAAAACGCAGGGCUUGUUCCUGAUAUUCGGCGUUGCCUCGUUCGGAGCUUCCCUGCUGGUGUAUCUGAUGCUACCGGAAACGAAGGGUAGGACACUGCACGACAUCGAGGACUACUUCCAGCAGCGGAAUUGGUUCUGGGUGAACCGAAGGGUACAACGCGUCAAGGGGGAGCUGGGUAUGGAAGAGGAAGGAACGCCGCUGAAGGAUUUGAAGAAGUAAGGUGUGGUUUAUAUGGUAUAGGGGAAUACCUGGAUGAAUGGUGGCGGGAAUUGGUUCGUUUCGUGCUGUUCGUUGUGGCCGGUUGGAAAGUAUUAGAUGUACCUAGAUGGGUGUCCACUGGGGUGCUUCAUUUUGAGAAAAAAGAGACUUAUUUCUUAUAGGCCACCCGUCAGGUUCGAUUCAUAAUUCCAAAAUAUGGACCUGGGGCAGAAUUGGUAAAGAUUGAUGAAGGUUUAGAGGUCGCGACCAAAGAACAAGAUCACGAUCGAAGACAAAAAUCAACAAGCACACAACUGCGGUUGAUAUUGCAAGCUAUGAUUUUGCAGCACGCUAACAAAACUCACCAGCUGCAAAUCUCACCAGACUGCGGUGAGAUUGAGUUUCAUGAUUUUUGCUUUACACCCGAACGUAACCGAAAGUUCCAUAACGGCUGGCAGCAGGCGCUUCGUGUCUGCCAUCGAUGAAGACAAAAUAGAGAUAGCAUUAUUAUACCUUUUCUUUCUAAGAAAACGAGGUGCAACGGAAUCAUUUUUACGUCGAUUGAACUCUCAGCUUCAACUUUACACGUUGUGAAAAGUCUUGCAUUAUCAAAGGAACUUGUAAAAUCAGGCGUGAUAUUGAAAGCGUAUGAGAGCGGAAAAAUAUCAAUUUUCUAACGAUUAUGCCAUCACUGAUUGUCGAUACUCUAAAUUGAGAAUACUCAUAAGUUUUGUCAAUACUAUUUAUGGAACCAUUGACGAAAUUUCGGUCGUGUGAGGUUUACAAAUCUCCAACGCCAUUUUGAAAUUCCUUGGUGACAGCUGAUUUGAAUUCAAAAUAAAUCAAUAAAAAUUUCGCAUGAUCUAAAAAUUCAAAAUGCUAGCUACCGAUUUCAAAAAAGGAUUACUCAAACGACAUAAUGUAAUCAGCAGAUAUGGAUAAAUUGUACAAAGAAUGUAGCGUUUUUUAUGUAAAUUGGAAGCUGAGAAGCCUGACGUCGAGGCAUUUAAAUUUCAUGGAAAAUUCAGAAGACCCCAAGACUUACUCAAUAAUAAGUAAAACUCAAGAAGUCUAUAAAAUCCCGCCUUGAUAACGUCAGAAGACACCAACAUUAGUUAAAAAAGACAUCCAGUGCAGGUAAAUUGGACUUCGGGGUUGAGUUCAGCAGACUUAGAGACGUGAACUAAACAUGAAAGUCUAAAACACCUCUCUCAAGGGUUGGGAGGGCUUUGGAGAAAUUCAUUAUCUCUGGGGAAAACGGCCAGAGCACUUCGAAUGUAAAUCCAUAGGACAGCAAGUCUAAAAAAUCCAACGGAGUAUCCAGGGACUUCUAGUACAAAUCCUGAGAGCUGAGAUUAGUUUUUCCUACCCGGGACAUCCCGGUAAUUCUACCAAAAAUCAUAUUUCUUUGUUCCCGGGAAUCCGUUCCAAUUUCCAGGGAAACAAUUUUAGAAGGAAUUUUUGGUGAAAGUAACAAGAAAUCUCCUAGGGGAGUCAAAAGAAAUUUCUAAGGAGACAGUUUGAAGAAACUUCCAGAGGAAUCUGAAGAUCUUCUAUGGGAAAUCGGAAGAAUGUUCUUGAAGCAGUCGGAAGUAUUUUCCGAGGGCAGCCAGAAGAAAUUUCCGGGGAAGGCUAGGAAAAACUACUGAAGAAAUCAGAAGACAUUUCCAUGCGAAGCCAAACAGAUUUAUCAAGGAAGUCGGACGAAACUUCUGGAGAUGUCGAAAAAGCUUCUGAGGUAGUUGAAAACGAU
This is a messenger RNA of Ochlerotatus camptorhynchus, 3797 nucleotides long. RefSeq names its product pippin (gene pippin). Lineage: Eukaryota; Metazoa; Arthropoda; Insecta; Diptera; Culicidae. The transcript is spliced from 5 exons. Gene Ontology annotation, biological process: transmembrane transport. The record is from RefSeq and is a predicted model, not a curated record. Gene Ontology annotation, cellular component: membrane. Bases 275 to 2065 code for a protein of 596 amino acids. Gene Ontology annotation, molecular function: transmembrane transporter activity.